UUGGCAUCAAUAUUUUAGUAAAUGGUAAAUUAUUUUGGGUCUUUUGGAAUUGGAAAUUUAUUUUCUUUAACUAACUAUCUUUUUCUUUUUUUUGGUUGGGCUGUUCACUUCUUUUUUGGGCUUUAUGGUUUUUUUGUUUCUUUCUUAUUAUGCCAUGCUGUUCCAUCAUUUUUUUCCAUCACUAUUUCAUCUCCUAUCAUUCUUUUUCUAUCUCCAUUUUAUUCCAUAUAUUCUUUCAUCUCCAUUUCGUCCUAUAUCAUUUUUUCUAUCACCAUUUCAUUCUACACUGCUUUUUCAUCAUCAUUUCGUCCUUUCAUCGCCAUUUCAUCUCCUAUCAUUUUUCCCACCACUAUUUCGUCACCUAUCAUUCUUUUUCCAUCUCCACUUUGUUCCACAUUAUUCUUUCAUCUUUCAUUCUAUUUCAUCCUAUCUUUUUUUUUCAUCGCAAUUUUGUUCUAUAUCACUUUAUCAUUAUCAUUCGUUCCUUUUAUUUACCAUUUUGUCAUAUCAUUAUUUCUAUCACCAUUUCACUUUAUAUUACUUUUUUAUCAUCAUUUCAACCUAUACUGUUCCUUUAAUUACCAUUUCGUCUCCUAUCAUCUUUUUCUACCACCUUUCGUUCUAUAUUGCUUUUCAUCAUCAUUUCAUCCCAUAUAUACUGUUCUUUUCAUUACUAUUUCGUCUGAAUCGUCUCCUAUUGUUCUUUUCCAUUACCAUUUUGUUUUAUAUCACUUCAUCAUUAUCAUUUCGUCUCCCUUAAUCACCAUUUCAUCCUAUAUAUCACAAUUUCAUUCUAUAUUGCUUUUCAUCAUCAUUUCAUCCCAUACUGUUCUCCUAUUGUUCUUUUUUCAUUACCAUUUCAUACUAUUGUUUCUUAUUACUCUUUUUGUUCUUUAUUGUUCUUUCUUAUUCCUUAUCACUUAUUUUGUCCAUUAUUAUUUAUUUGACUGGGGUGUUCUCAAAAAUUAAAGAUGUACCGUGUACGCAAUUUUUUAGUCGU
Rhizophagus irregularis DAOM 181602=DAOM 197198 is the source of this 1000-nucleotide messenger RNA. The record is from RefSeq and is a predicted model, not a curated record. NCBI's taxonomy places the organism in Eukaryota, Fungi, Glomeromycota, Glomeromycetes, Glomerales, Glomeraceae.